Postia placenta MAD-698-R-SB12 is the source of this 1768-nucleotide messenger RNA. RefSeq lists its product as hypothetical. The transcript is spliced from 12 exons. Gene Ontology annotation, molecular function: hydrolase activity, acting on ester bonds. The record is from RefSeq and is a predicted model, not a curated record. The coding region runs from base 364 to 1575 and encodes 403 amino acids. NCBI's taxonomy places the organism in Eukaryota, Fungi, Basidiomycota, Agaricomycetes, Polyporales, Adustoporiaceae. Gene Ontology annotation, cellular component: cytoplasm.
CACUCACCUUUUUACCAAGAUUAAUGGGUUGAUUUGUACAGCAAGACCCAUCAUAUUGUAGGCAUUCAGCCGGUACGCAGUUUGAGCCUGUGUUGGAUCACAGACAGGCUAUGUCACCUUUGUGAAUUGUUGGCUAUCUUGCGACCCCUUGUCCCCUUCAAUGAGAUAGAAGCACGUUUGUGUGAGCGGAGGACCUAAUAGGCGCACGUGCGUAGUGGUCCAUAUGCACGAUACGCAUCGCACGCGAUUUCGCCGCGGCGAAUGAGAGAAGCCAAUCGGGUGUUUGGGCAGUCUCUCGCUCAUAGUGUUGAGCGAGCUAUAUAACAAGCCUUGAACUGUAGUAGUACUUGUCGUCGCACGCGGAUGUCGCAGUCGACAAUGCAACAUCCAUCGGGCCACGGCAUGCGAGGCUACUCCCGGGACAUGCCCUAUUUCACCGCUAUGUUCGUGAUCUGCAUAUACGCAGCGGCUGCCCUUGCCGCUCCCACCGGAUCUCGUCAGAUUACGCUUGACGAUCCGCUCAACCCUUACCCCACAAAGCCGCGCAUCACCUUCCGGGGUGAUGGUACAUUCAAGAUCACUGUCUUCGCUGAUCUUCACUAUGGCGAGAACCCGUGGGAUGCAUGGGGCCCUGAGCAAGACGUCAACAGUACUAUCCUGAUGAAACUGGUGCUUGCAGAGGAACAGCCGGAUUACGUAGUCCUCAAUGGCGAUCUCAUCACGGGAGAGAACACAUUCAAGCAGAAUUCCACCCGCCUCAUUGACGAGAUAGUUGCACCACUGAACGAAGUCAGAAUACCGUUCUCUUCCACGCACGGCAAUCAUGAUAACGAACCAAACAUCACGCACCUCGAAGAAAUUCGGCGUGAGCAACUAGUUGCACCGCUCAGCUACACGCGUACGGCACCGCCUGGUAUAGGUGGCGAAGAAGGUCCCGGGACGUACUGGGUGCCUGUCUAUGAACAUGAGACAGACGUCGUGCCUGCGUUGAUUCUUUGGUUCUUCGAUUCACGGGGUGGUUACAGCCCAGGAAAGAAUUCGACCCCGGUACCCGACUGGGUCGACGAGAGUGUAGCAGGGUGGAUCGAACAGCAAACCACCCUAAUGGACGCUGCCUGGGGUCCAGCGGAUACGACCCGAGGCGCCUUGGCCUUCGUACACAUACCACCUCACGCGAUCCAAGCCAUGCAGCCUGGGUUGAACAGUACCAGAGAUCCCGGCUUGAAUGCGGAUUUACUGGGUCAAGGAUCGACUCAGGCGACGACGGACCCAUCCAACAUCGGGAAAGACCAGCCCUUUUAUGAUGCACUCACCAAGUACGUCAAGAACCUCCACGCUGUCGUUUCCGGGCACGAUCACGGCGACGAAUGGUGCGUGCGCGAGCCUACCAAGAACAUCAUCUUCUGUUUCAGUAAGCACUCUGGAUACGGUGGGUACAGUGACGCAGGCUGGGGCCACGGCAUCCGCAAUAUUGUCUUCUCGUCGCCGAGUCCAACAGAUGGCCUUGAAUCGUGGAUCCGGAUGGAAGAUGGCGAGACGCACGCCAGGGUCAUUCUUGAUGCUGACUAUAAUUAAGUGCAUGCAAUCGGCUUGCGAUGAGCAGAACCCCUCCUAUUACGAUGUUCUCUCGUUCGAGUCUAGCGGGUAGAAGGAAGAAAUCGCGAGCUGAUUUAUGGUAGCUGUACCUUUACGUAUGGUCACCCCAGUGUCAGCGGGGCGAUUGAAUGUACAACCAGUUUCUCAAUGUCACUCUCGUCAUCCAGCUGCG